AUGCUAUCACCGGCGGAGAAUCUUCCAAUCACGGCGGAGGAGACGCAUCUUUCUAUCGCUGAUGUCAUCUCUCUUUCGAUGCAAAAUCUAAUAGCGUUUGUUUCCAGUCACCGUCCAUGGUUGGAGUUUCUUGCAUUAGGUUCUAUCGACCGUCCUACAUCUUUCUCUUCCGCCUUCUCGCGCGCUAAGCUCAACCUCCGCCACUUCGUGGUUAACUACUCGCUCGUGAUCGUUGCUUCCUCCACACUCUUCUUGAUCGGUGAUCCCACGGCUCUUCUCACCGUUGCCUCUUUUGCUAGCAUGUGGUUGCUUUUCUACUUUUGCAAAGACCAUCCGUUGGUCUUGUACGGUCGACAUAUUAACGACCAUGUGAUCGUCUUCGGGUUGAUCCUUGGGUCGCUCUGGGCAAUGUGGUUCACGCACUGCCUCGAGAGUAUGGCUCUUGGGGUCGUUACAGGUCUCUUGCUUUGUUUGUUCCACGCCGUCGUACGGAAUCCAGACGACCUCUUUGUACAAGAAAAGGAUGCUGUUGUUCCUUCGAAUUUUCUUCAUUGGAGCUGA
Molecule: messenger RNA, 561 nt
Organism: Thlaspi arvense
Lineage: Eukaryota; Viridiplantae; Streptophyta; Magnoliopsida; Brassicales; Brassicaceae
Source: the annotation of a GenBank genome assembly